Molecule: messenger RNA, 792 nt
Organism: Saccharomyces eubayanus
Lineage: Eukaryota; Fungi; Ascomycota; Saccharomycetes; Saccharomycetales; Saccharomycetaceae
Gene: ANS1
Product: Ans1p
Exons: 1
Coding region: 1-792 (263 amino acids)
Cellular component (GO): cell wall
Molecular function (GO): structural constituent of cell wall
Source: RefSeq, a predicted model, not a curated record
AUGAAAUACACAUUCGUUUCCGCUUUGUUUGCCGCCACCAAUUUUUUUGUUGCUCAGGCUCAAAUAAAUAACUCCUCCGAUUCAUUUUACCUACAGUUUUCUAACAGCACACUUUCCGACCUAAAGGGGAAACUCAAUGUCUCAGAUAGAAUAUUCGCCGGCAGCGGGCCUUUGCCGUUAGAAAUUCAACCAGAUGGAUCACUUGUUGCUGAUUUAACUAACAUAGACAACCAACCAACAACCUUCUCUAUAACUUCCGAAAAAGGUUUGGUCAGCAACGAUAACAGCACUUUGGAUUCAGCCGCAUAUCAAAGCAACGCAACCUCUUUAACCGGAUUCGAUGUUGCUAACGGUGUUUUGAAUUUUAACGGGUUAGAAAAGUGGACUAUUAAUGUGAACGGAACAUUGGCUACCAUCAAUUUACCUGCAACUGAAAGUUCUGGUGUGCCUGUUUCAUUGAACGCUGUCACUAUUGGUGAACCUGCUUUACCGCAACAUAUCCCACAACAAAAAAACAUAGUCAGAUCAGCUGUCUAUGAUGUUGGUGGAUGGAACGGUUCCUUGUAUCGCUCCAAUAGCACUGCAGUUUCUGACCAUCAUCCUGUCAGAAAGCAAGAAGCUGCCGUUUCUCAGAUUACUGAUGGUCAAGUCCAAGCUACCUCCAUUUCAACUGCAACUGCUACCAUUCCAAGCAAUAGUACUUACAUUUCUUCCUACGAAGGUGCCGGUAUUAAGAUGGAAUCCAAGAACAUGGGUUUUGUUGUUGGAUUGGCAGCUUUAUUAUUUUUAUGA